Messenger RNA from Vitrella brassicaformis, 3491 nucleotides. NCBI's taxonomy places the organism in Eukaryota, Vitrellaceae. The record is from the annotation of a GenBank genome assembly.
CACACAUCAACAGCCAUCAGGUAAGGUAAGUCAGUGCACCACUAGCGGCAUGCACACACAACGUUCGUGGAAAAGGUACGCAUUGCAUCCACGUCACGUCGCAGAGCAGCAGACGAUCCUCUGACACGAGACAGCCGGACUCUCCUCCAGUAACACUCUCGGCCGGCCCAUACCGACUGUCUGCACGACUCCUUCCUCACACACAGGCAGGCUCGGCCGAGGUGAGGCGAAGCCGACGGCAUUCAGCCGGGCGAUGUUCGGUCUCGGCGAGGCUAGUGGCGGGAAUGGCGAGGGUAGAGGGGCGUGUGGACAGAAUGGGUGGACGGGGAGGGGCCUCGUCUGAAUGCGCGGCGUCGGCGGGAGAGACACCAGCCGCACGGGCGGCGGACGGGGGCUGGCGUGACUCACGACGCACACGCGGGCAGAGCGAGAUGUCUGAAGCCGCAAGGUGAGACGAGACAUAUCACAUACAUCACCAACAUGUACACAUACAUACGUGAAUUGGCAUCGCUGACCUGAUAGCCCUCGUCGGUGUCACGUCUGCACACCGCAAGGUUCGGGCGGGCAGGAUGUGAGCCAUCCAUCGGUGGGACGGGGAAGGGAGAGAACGGGUCCUGUGGGCACAAGUCACACACAAUGCACUUGCAGACACCAUUGAUGCACACGCACGAGUCCCAUUGACAUACCUGUAGCCUCCCGUUGACAAUGCGUCUCAUGCCGCGCGUCGGCGAAUCAAACAAAGGCCGCUGGAACCAUGGCUUUGAUGUGGGGCAUACCGGCCCAUUAGGGGAUGCAGGGGGUGGACUCCAGGUUAUCGCUUCGGCAGCCUGGGGUUGGUACACCAGGGCAGCGUGUCGUUCGGCAGGCGACGAGGGAUCUGCAUCUUCUUGGCCCAUUCCCUGUCGCCGCUUUCGCCCCUUGGCUGCCCAGUGAGGGACGCCCGGCUCGGAUGGCGGCGAGGCCUUGGGAAGAGCACCCGGUGCGCUCACCUUUGCGCCACUCACGGACCGUCUUCGCCGUCUGGGGUCGCUCCCAAGCGACUCAGUGCGGGUGUUCCUCCUCUUUGGUGCAUUGCACCCUCGCGACACCAGCCUGGGCGGUGGGGCCUUGAUGGCAACAGCAACAGCGGCUGUUGCGGCAGCGGAUUGGUGUCGUGUGGCUGGGUCCGGCAUUUGGGGGUCUGCUGGUGCGAGCAUCCGCUGUGCCUGAAGGCUGAGGGCAUCCACCAAAGGCCCAUUGCUCGAUAUGCCAUCUGAUUGAUAAAACAAGACGAAGGCAGCAAGGCUGGUCGUCGGAUUCAAACAGUGUGGCAUGCGCGGCUUAGUUGUGGUCCGCACCUGUCCCGCCGGGCCGCGCUGCUCUUUUCGGUGGAGGUGGCGUGUGCAGAAUGGGAGACUGUUAGAGGGACAGAGAGGGGGAGACAUGAGGGUGUUCAUGUCCCUCUCUCAUUUCCCUCCCACCUCAGGUUGGGCAUAUGCCUUCUCCAGCUCGGCUCUCAUCUGUCACGCACACACAUACACCAAGUGAAUGAGUGGAAGCAUAGCAUCUGUGUGAUUCUACGAAUAGGGCACACCCACUUGGUUGUUCUCGGCUUCCAGUUUGUCCACCAUCAGCCUCAGGUCGACCUCAGUCUUUCUUGCGUGAGCUAUUUCUUCCACCUUGCCCUGGCCAGCAGCGCCUCCAGGUCGAUCUGGCGAGACGUCGGCAGCGGGUCGGACGGAGAAGCGGCGUCACUCUCCCUCUGUUCCUCAGUGGCCGCUGCUAUGCCACCGGAUGGCGCACUCUCGCGAUUACCGUAUGUGUCAGUGUUGCUGCGCCUGAAGAGGCGAGCAGCACAGUGCGUGGUGAUCUGCUUGUGGUGUUUUGUGUUACUGGUAGUGUUGUCUCCGUUUGCUGUCUUGCGAGCCGUGGCGGUCAGAUGGGGGGUCUGAGUCAUCGUCGCUCUCAUCGACACUGCUGAGGGACCGCUGGCCCCCGCCAAAUGGUCCCUCAGCACCGGUGGUGUGUGAGCGGACCACACGACGCCUGGCGGCGUUGUGGAGCUCCGACUGGAAGAGCUCGUCUGCGAGUGAGACUCGCUUGGUGAGGUUGGCGGCCUGGAUGCGGGACCUGUGGCCCAGCUCUUCAUCCAACUCUUGCACCUAUGUAUGCAUGGACACAUCCACAGAUACACAGACACUCAUCUGAGACACGAAACUUCAAUGAGCCAAGAUCUGGCUUCCUUACCCUCUGUCUCAUGUUAUCCAGGUCUUGCUGGAGGUAGCCGAUGCGCGCCAAGUGGUCCCUCUGCUCGCCCUCCAGUCGGUCCUUCUCCACCCUCUCUGUGUCCAGCUGCCUCUCCAACUCAUGAAUCCGGUCCAGCAACUCAUGACGCUCCCUAACAGCAACCGCACACAACACAGGUCAUUCAGUCGACGAGAGGUGCCAGACUGACAGCGCAGACAGACAGCAGGCACCACAUACUUACUUUUCCAAUGAUUUGCAUGUGCGUCUGAGGGCCUCCUGGCUUCUCUUGUGCGAUUCCAUCACUGCCGUCAGUUCCUGCUGGGCGUCUGUAUCCUGCAAAGACUCCGAUGACCCCUGUGGGCUGUGCUGGCGGUCGCCAAGAAGUUCCAGACUCUGACGCAUGGCGUCCAUCUGACGCAAGGAGAGGAAAGGCAGGGCGUGCCUCAUUCCUCAGAUGAACGAAUGGAUCGGUUCCAUUCGUCCAUGCAUUUCACCUCUCUGCGAUGUUCGAGUGUCUGCGCCUCCAGCAACUGGCGGCCCUCCUCAACCUCAGCCUCCAAUGCUGUCUCCCUCUCGCGCAGACUCUCAAUCCUCCUCCCCUGGUGGGCAUUCGUCUCCCGCAGCGCCUCCACCUCCCUCUCAGCUGCCGCCAGUGAGCUCAUGAUCUCAUCGCUCCACUCCAUGUGCCGUCUCUCCACGUCAGCAUCAGCAGCCGUCCUUCGCCUCGCCCGUCUCUCCAGCUCACGCACACGCCCCUCCCUCUCCUCCAGCUCCUGCAUGCGGCAGCUGACCGCCGAUGCCUUGGCCUUGGCGCGCCAGUACUUGGCGUAUGACCGCACUCGCAUGAGUGUCGAGAGGCUGACUGGGGAGGCCUGUGGGCGAGAUGGGGGGACGGGUGUGGUUGGGGGAGGGUUGCGGCCCUCAUUUGCUGAACGGCGUGAAGGCGAGUGGACGGACGGCUGUGUUGCAGUGGGCGGUUUGGGGCUGAGCUGACGGGAGAGUCUCUGGCCGGGUGGUGAGCUGAUCUUCUCGUCCGAAGGUAUCGAGAACCGCCUGCCUUUCCUCGUGACGCUAUCCUGUUUAUUGUCUGCGUUUGCUUCAGGUGCAAGGGCGGACUUGCGCUGAGUCGGCGGGCUCUGAGGCACGCUGCUCCGUCUGCGGCCUUCAUGGCGGAUGGCCUGGGAAGUUUGCUGCUGCUCGAACGAGCGGGAUGCGGGCACCCACGUUCGCAGAGAUUUGUUGGUCUUGCCCAUUGCAAGUCGCAU